This is a messenger RNA of Linum trigynum, 3121 nucleotides long. The record is from the annotation of a GenBank genome assembly. Lineage: Eukaryota; Viridiplantae; Streptophyta; Magnoliopsida; Malpighiales; Linaceae.
CCAUAAAAUCUACGAUUUCUACGAUUUUGUACGAUUUCAAGGUUCGUAUCAAUUGGAUCAAAAUUAGGCCGGUCAAGUUGGGUUAUGCCCAUGAACCGAGUCAAAUUUACUUUCCCCAACCCAACAUAAUGAACAACACAACCCCAACCUGAUAGUUAACCCUCAAUUUAUUUUCAUUCUCUUCCUCGUAUCUUCCUCUUUCGCACGUUGGCGCCCAACUCCUUCCAUCAACGAUAUCUUCCACCCUCCCAAUUAGCUUGUAGUUUGUUCCCACCACCCUCACAAUAAUCCAAAUCUCCAUUACAUUGCAAGCUUUUGUUCAUCUCCCAAUCCUUCAGCACCACUAACCCUACCUUUUAUCAAUUAAGAAGGGAAUGCAUCAAUCAAUGAGUUAUGUUUUCCAGAUGAUGGUAAUCAAGGAAAUAUGGUUAAUGGUGAAAGUACUUCAAGUGAUCAUAAGAGUAAUGAUAUUAGUCCUUAAACAAAUAAAAACGAUGAGAGUGAGGGUGAGGUUGAGGAUGAUGACGAUGACGAUGAUGUGUAAGUGAUGUUAAUGUUGAUCCUAACGAUCUUAUGUGAUUUUCUACUCUUAACAAUUAAUUAACAGUGAUAUCUAUAAUGUUUCAGGUUUCUUAUUUGUGUGUUUCUAUUAUGUACAAGAAAAAUAUAUGGAUUAGUUGUGUUUGUUUAGCAAACAAACUUAUCUUGGGAAGUAAUUAUGCUUUAUGUGGUUGAUUGUUAUUCAAGAUAUGCAUUAUUAUUACUAUCUAGUGUUUUAAGUAUUUAUUUUAAUAUGAACCUUAAAAUCUUACGAUUUUACGAUUUUAAUCUACGAUUUCGAUUCUACCUCAGUUUUCGAUUUUACUUAAAAUCUAGAUUUUGACUGCAUUGCAUGUAAUUAGAUAUCUAUGGUAAAACGCUAAUUUGGUGUUUUGUUUGAAAGAAAAUUCUAUUUUUCAAGUUGACAGGACAACAACAGGAACCAAGAUAUAGCUAACAAUUCUCGGAACAUAUGUUAAAUCCUCAUGGGCAAGGGAAGAACCGGAAAAGAAAAGAAAAAAACCCUCUCACAAAUACUCUUCUAAGUUCUUCAGAAAACUAACAAAAACCUUGAUGCACUCUAGACUAAGAUGUAUCUCUACUGAGUAGAUCGGAUCACGGCAUGGUGAUAUUGUGCUUGUCGAGAGAUGCAAUCUCAUCUCCAUCGAAUCUCGGCUCAGUAUUCCCAACAACACCGAGGCUCCUCAAUAGUUCUUCCCAUUUCUUUGCUAGCCCCUGCAUCCCAUCUUUCAUGUCACCUUCCCUCGACAUAUUACAACGAGUAUUCAGUAAAAUCAGUUGGAUGUUUAAUGCACUACCUUCAACGAGAGAUCUUGAGCCAUGCAGUUCUGGAUCAUUUCAGACAGUGCAGGAGUACCAUAGGUUGCAACUGCCUUCUCGACUCCUCUAGCCACCGCCGCUCACAUCCACUGGAUCAACUUCAUCGCACUGCAGCAACAUUUUCGUACAUUCCCUAUGUUUGGCCCGACAUUUAGAAGUGUUUUUCGGCUUUAAAAGCUGAAGUAGGGCCAAACACCUGUAAAAGUUUGGCUUUUGAAAAACCGAAAAGCGCUUUUGUAUAACAAAAAAGCAAAAGCUCCGAUGUGGAGCUUUUGCGAAAAGCUGUUUUGAAAAUACAAGAUUAUCCUUAAUAUAUUUUAAUUUUAUUUCAGAAAAUAUAAUUUUGCUUCAUUUAUAUCAUUUUAAAAAUAAUAUAAAUUAUAAAAUCAUGUUAUUUAAUAUAAAAUAAAUCUAACAAGAUCCAUUUUGACUACUUUUUAUUGUUUAGAAUUUUUAUUUAUAUUUUAUUAUUUUGGGAGUGACAUAUGAAAUGGAACGGGUCGUCCUGGUAAUCCACCCAACCCGAUCCAGAAACUCACAAGUUAAUCAAAUUAAGGUCAUUGAAGCUAUGAAAAUUCUAUUUUUCGGAUGGGUUGGGGUCGGAUCAUAAUUUGCUAGGCAUAUACAUCGACGUCGCUAUUUAGUACUUAACCGUUAAUUUUUAUCAGCGAGAUGAACGAAGGCGAAAUGUGCGGAGAAGUGGGAACGAAGGCUCCGCCGCCGUAACCGCUCCGCCGGCCCGACUAUAGUGUUGUUUACUGCUUCUACUGAUCGGCGGAGCAAAACCGCCCCCAAAGCGAGUCCGCGAGUCCAAAGUCCAAACAGUUUCCUCUCCGAGUCUUCUUUCUCUCUCUGUCAUCAUUCCUUUCCUUAAAUUACUGUUUCCCUUCCCAUUCCGCGCUGACCAUCUUUCUUCUCCCAUCGCCAUUCCAAUUUUGAAACAGAUCUCUCUCUCGUCUCUUCUGCCGCCUACCUCAACUGCAUCAAUGGAUCUCUCAAUUGCGUUGCCAUUCCCCUCCAUUACCACCAAACCCUUUCCUUCCCAUCUUCUUCUUUCCCGCCCUCUCUUCCCCAGCUCUUCGCCCGGAAGAUCCUUGCUCUCUACUCGAAACCCCUCUUCUUCCCGCCACAAUCACCGCACUCCUCGACAACGACUCCGCCGCCGUGUUUCCGCAGCCGUCGACGACGACGAUGGCGGCUUCGUCCUCGAAGAUGUCCCUCACCUGUCCGAUUUCCUCCCCAAUCUCCCCGUAUUGAUUCUCCUCCCUCUUCUCUUCUCGUCCUCCUAAUCGUAUAGUUGGUUCAAGAUAGUGAUCUCUGGUUCCCCCUUUCCUUGCUUCUUCAGCUGUAUCCCAAUCCCUUGGAGAAGAGCCAAGUUUAUGCCAUUGUCAAGUAUGUAGUCUCUCUACUUUGCCUUCCUCAUUUUCACAACCUGAGCUUCUUUGUUUGUGAUCAAUGUUUACUUCCCUUAGGCAAACCUUCGUCGGCCAGGAAGAUGCGGUGGCGCAGCAGGUAUGCUAUCUUGUACAUUUCAUUCCCGCGUCUCCGCCUAAAAUGUGUUAGUUACCGUCUUUUUGGUGCUCCCAGGUCGUUGUUCAUAAAGGCAGCCCCCGAGGAGUACACUUCCGGCGAGCCGGCCCUCGAGAAAAGGUGUUUAUCCUACUCUAGCCUUAUCUUUUCCCACCCCCCCCCCCCCCCCCCCCCCCCCCCCGGCGACGAUGAAUGAACAAGAAAUCAAGAG